Molecule: messenger RNA, 1629 nt
Organism: Rotaria sp. Silwood1
Lineage: Eukaryota; Metazoa; Rotifera; Eurotatoria; Philodinida; Philodinidae
Source: the annotation of a GenBank genome assembly
AUGUCAAGAGAACGAUCAACAUCUUUUGAUAUUCACAGUGGAAAAACAAAGUCGAAUGUUUUUCAAAUAAGUGUUAUAUCACAAAUAAGUACAGACAAUAAUGUACCAAGUAAUACAGAAACAAAUUUCGAUGAUAAUGAAAGAUUAAUACCACUAAAUAAAACAGAUCUUCAUCGAAAUUUAAAAAAAAGACAUAUGAUUAUGAUUGCAUUAGGUGGAGCAAUUGGUACUGGAUUAUUUUUAGCUUCUGGUCAAGCAUUAGCAUCAGCAGGACCUGGUGGUUCUCUUAUUUCUUAUGUUAUUGUUUCAAUUAUGGUUUAUUUUGUUAUGACAAGUUUAGCUGAACUUGCAACACAAUAUCCAAUAAGUGGUUCAUUUAAUACAUUUGGAAGUCGUUUUGUCGAUGAAGCAUUUGGUUUUGCAUUAGGUUAUAAUUAUUAUCUUACUUGGGUUACAGCAAUUGCGGGAGAGCUAGUAGCGGCUGGAAUUAUUGUACAAUAUUGGGUACCACAUUUUCCAAGUAUUGUUUGGUCUCUAUUAGGAAUGCUAAUAAUGUUUCUAUUAAAUGCAUUUACAGUAAGAAGUUAUGGUGAAGCUGAAUAUUGGUUUGCUAUGAUUAAAGUUCUUACUAUUAUUGUAUUUAUAAUAGUUGGUAUAUUAGUUGAUACAGGUGUGCUUGGACAUGAUAGAAUAGGAUUUCGUAAUUGGAAAAUUGAUGGUGCACCUUUUUAUAAAGGUUUUGGUGGAAUUGUCACUACUUCGAUUAUUUCAGGUUUUUCAUUUGGAGGUACCGAAGCAAUUGGUAUAACAGCUGGUGAAAGUGCAAAUCCUCGUCGUGAUGUUCCACGUGCAAUGAAUGGAACAAUUUGGCGUAUUAUUUUAUUUUUUGUUGGAUCAAUUGUUAUAAUGGGUCUUAUUAUUCCAUAUAAUGAUUCUAGAUUAGGUCACAAUGAUGUUCAAAAUGUAGCAGUAUCACCAUUUACACUUGUUUUUCUUGCAUCAGGUAUUAAACCAGCUGUACAUAUUAUGAAUGCCAUUAUAUUAACAACAAUAUUAUCAGCUGGAAAUUCAGGUCUUUAUGUAUGUACACGUAUAUUAUAUGCUUUAGCUAAUGAAGGAAAAGCUCCAAAGCAAUUUAAAUAUGUCACUCGACAUGGUAUUCCAAUAUGGUGUCUUUUAUGUACAGUAUUUAUCGCAACAAUAUUAUUUGGUUUAUCAUUUAUUGGUAAUAAAAUAAUUUAUCGAUGGUUAGUUAAUAUAACAGGUGUUAUGGGAUUUAUAGCUUGGUUUGGAAUAUCAAUAGCUCAUUGGAGAUUUCGUCAAGCAUAUAUUUUACAAGGUUAUUCAUUAAAUGAUCUUGUUUAUAAAGCAUUAUUUUUUCCAGUUGGACCAAUACUAGCAUCAUUAUUUAUAAUUAUAUUUGUUUUCGGACAAGGUUAUUCAGCAUUUACAACACAUCCAUUUAGUUUUAGUAAUUUCUUGGCAGCUUAUAUAACAAUACCUGUUUUUUUAACUGUUUAUUUAGUUUAUAAAUUUGUUAAAAAGACACGUAUUAUACCUUUGAAAGAAAUUGAUCUUGUAACUGAUAGCAUUAUGUUUCAUCAAACAGAACAAAUAUCUAAUAUUUAA